Molecule: messenger RNA, 291 nt
Organism: Gongylonema pulchrum
Lineage: Eukaryota; Metazoa; Nematoda; Chromadorea; Rhabditida; Gongylonematidae
Source: the annotation of a GenBank genome assembly
GAAAUAUGCCAGCUAGUGGAAAAUCGACGCCGUGAACUCCUUGAUAGUGUUCGGAUAAUGCGAGAUGAGAAACGGAAAGCGCUACGCGAUCAAAUGGAUCAAAUUGAUGCUCAUCGUAAAAAGCUGGAAAGAGAACUUCAAAGCUGUCAGUUGGAUGUACGUGAAAUGGGAGCACGUACAAAACGUGUAAUGGAAUCAACCGAUGAAGCAGCGGCGUUAACGGAACCACGUGAAAAUGCCUUUCUAAAACUGCAUACUGAUACCAAAAAGCUUCUCCAGGGUACGACUUAA